AUGAAGCGCGUACUCGCGCACGCCGUUCUGUUCCUCGCCGCCGCGCGCGCUGCUGCGCAGAACCUCACCGGCACCCAGCUCGACGCCGUUAUCGCCGUUCUCCAGGCAAACGCGCAGCAAACCUGGGAACUCGGCACCGAGUGCGAAGCCCUAACCGAAUAUUAUGCACCCAGCUACGCAGUCUUCAACGCUUCCUCCCUCUCCCCUUCGGCACCCGCACCAGCGUCUCUAACACCAGUGCUCAGCAUAGCGCACAACGUCAUAGCGAAUCGGUCCGCGUCGAACUCGAACAAGACGGGACCCCAGCCGCUGGUGUACGUCUCCGGCGGCGCCGCGGGCGACCCGGCCAGUAUUGGCGUUGCGGUCCUCCUUGCGAACCUUACCGGCCAGCAGGCGGAGGACGGGCUGGACUAUGCGGGGGCGGCGAGGGACCAGUUGGCGUAUUUGUUGCAGGACGUGCCGCGCACAGGGGACGGCGCGAUUUCGCAUCGGGUGGAGGAGGUGCAGCUGUGGUCGGACUCGGUGUACAUGGUCCCGCCAUUCCUCGCGUACUACGGCGCGACGGCAGGGAACGCGAGUCUGCUCACGGAGGCGUACACGCAGGUGAAGCUCUAUCGGCAGUAUCUGUUCAAUGGGAACGUGAGUCUGUGGCGGCAUAUUGUGUUGGGGAACCAAACGGAUGCGGGGCACUGGUCGACGGGCAACGCGUGGGCAGCGGCAGGGAUGGUGCGCGUGCUCGGUACGAUCCAGCACUCGGCGUACGCAGGGUCGAUGCGGAGCCAGACGAACGACCUCGUGGCGUGGGUGGGCGAGAUCCACAAGGGCAUGUACACGCGGCAACAGGCGAGCGGGCUGUUCACAAACUACGCGGACGAGGGCUCGACGUUCGAGGACGCAUCGAGCGCGGCGCUCCUCGCGAGCACCGUCUACCGCCUCGCGCUCCUCGCGGACGUGGGCACGUACAUCUCACAUGCGGAGCGCGCGCGCGUGGCGCUAUCGGCGGCGGGCGAUAACGGGAUAAGCAGUAGCUCAAGUAGUUCCAGCAGUGCCAAUACUAGCGCCAGCGCCAGCAGCGACUCCAGCCCGAGCGCCACCAUCGCGAACACAAACUCGACUGCCACGUCCUCGCUCCCUGCGUCUACCUCCACGCCCUCCGCGUCCCCAUCUUACUCCGCGAUGGCUGGCCUCGCGCACUUCACGAACCAGGGCUACCUCACGCCCGUCGUGGACCCAUACAGCUGGGGUGCGCAGGCUUCCCCGGGCGCCGUGUCACCCGAGGGCCAGGCGUUCGUCGUCGAGAUGCAGUCGGCGUGGCGCGACUGGGUGCUCGCGGGUGCGCCGAGCGCGAGUGCGGCGCUGCCGCGCGCGGUGACGGCCUGGGGAUGGGUUGUGGGUGCGUCUGUGGGGGUUGUGCUCAUGUGGGGCGCGUAG
Molecule: messenger RNA, 1431 nt
Organism: Sparassis crispa
Lineage: Eukaryota; Fungi; Basidiomycota; Agaricomycetes; Polyporales; Sparassidaceae
Exons: 4
Coding region: 1-1431 (476 amino acids)
Biological process (GO): carbohydrate metabolic process
Source: RefSeq, a predicted model, not a curated record